GGGGCGCAGUGUCCGGAGGCCGACGUCCGGUUCGGCCCAGCGCUCCCGGAGGGCUUCACACUGGGGAGCCCAAAGGAGUGGAAGCGCGUUUCUUGGAGAUUAUCCUGGGGAAAUCCUGAGGGCAUUCAUUAUGAAGUGUACCACCCAGGAGUGGCUCAGAGUAACCGCAGUGCUAUUCAUGGCUAGAGCAAUUCCAGCUAUGGUGGUUCCUAACGCCACGGUACUGGAGAAACUCCUGGAAAAGUACAUGGAUGAGGAUGGCGAGUGGUGGACUGCCAAGCAAAGAGGGAAAAGGGCCAUCACAGACAGCGACAUGCAAAGUAUCCUGGACCUUCAUAAUAAAUUACGAAGUCAGGUGUAUCCAACAGCUUCUAAUAUGGAAUACAUGACAUGGGAUGCAGAGUUGGAAAGAUCUGCAGAAUCUUGGGCUGAAUCUUGUUUAUGGGAACAUGGACCCGCAAGUCUCCUCCCCUCAAUUGGACAGAACUUGGGAGCACACUGGGGAAGGUACAGACCUCCAACAUUUCAUGUGCAAGCAUGGUAUGAUGAAGUGAGAGACUUCAGCUACCCAUAUGAGCAUGAAUGCAAUCCAUAUUGCCCGUUCAGAUGUUCCGGUCCUGUCUGUACUCAUUAUACGCAGGUGGUGUGGGCAACAAGUAGCAGAAUAGGUUGUGCCAUUAAUUUGUGCCACAACAUGAACAUCUGGGGACAGAUUUGGCCCAAGGCUGUUUACCUUGUUUGCAAUUAUUCCCCAAAGGGAAACUGGUGGGGCCAUGCCCCUUACAAACAUGGACGACCCUGUUCUGCUUGCCCACCUAGUUUUGGAGGGGGCUGUAGAGAAAAUCUGUGCUACAAAGAAGGAUCAGACAGCUAUUACCCUCCCCGAGAAGAAGAAACUAAUGAAAUUGAACGGCAGCAGUCACAGAUCCGUGACACCCAUGUUCGGGCAAGGGCGGAUGACAGUAACAGAAACGAAGUCAGAAGCACGCAACAAAUGUCCCAAAUCGUUUCCUGUGAAGUAAGAUUAAGAGACCAGUGCAAAGGAACAACCUGUAAUAGAUAUGAAUGUCCAGCUGGUUGUUUGGACAGUAAAGCUAAAGUUAUAGGCAGUGUACACUAUGAAAUGCAAUCGAGCAUCUGUAGAGCUGCGAUCCAUUAUGGUUUAAUAGACAACGAUGGCGGUUGGGUAGAUGUCACCAGACAAGGACGGAAACAUUAUUUCAUCAAAUCCAAUAGAAAUGGUAUUCAGUCUAUUGGCAAAUACCACUCCGCUAAUUCCUUCACAGUCUCUAAAGUAACAGUUCAGGCGAUCACUUGUGAAACAACGGUGGAACAGUUGUGCCCAUUUCAGAAGCCUGCUUCGCAUUGCCCAAGAGUUUAUUGUCCUCGUAACUGCAUGCAGGCAAAUCCACAUUAUGCUCGCGUAAUUGGAACUCGUGUUUAUUCUGAUCUGUCCAGUAUCUGCAGAGCAGCCGUCCAUGCUGGGGUGGUCCGGAAUCACGGCGGCUAUGUUGACAUUAUGCCCGUGGACAAAAGGAGGGCUUACAUAGCAUCUUUUCAGAAUGGAAUCUCCUCAGAAAGUUUACAGAACCCUCCAGGGGGAAAGGCAUUCAGAAUAUUUGCUGUUGUGUGAAGCAGAAUACUUAGAAGAGAACAAUAAAAACUAUUUCAAAUGCCAUAUAGCUGAAGUUUGUAUAAAACUGUAACAUCACUGUACAGAAGGUAUCAUCUAUUUCAGGAAAAAAGUACCAACCAAAUGCAUUUAAAUCUUGAUAGACUAUAAAAUAAGACAUGGGACAUUCAUUUCGGAAAAAGCAAUAAAUAUGUCAUGGUUUUAGAAAUCCUGUGUUAAAUAUUGCUAUAUUUUUUUAGCACUUAUUUCUAUAGUUAUACAUAAUCAUGGUUUUUCUACAUUUUUAUGUUAUAUGGUGCUUUUUAUAUGCCACUAAUAAAAUGAAUCUAAAUAUGGAAUGUGAAUGGGCCUCAGAAUAUAAUCUGGUACAUUAAAAAAUAAUGAACUCCCCAAACAGAAACAUUAUUACAUUUUUCAAGCCCAAUGCAUUAACUAACUAGUCUCCAUUUAUUUUCAAGUUAAUUAUUGUACAGUUCCUCUCUUUUGUUAAGUUUAGGCAUGUAGAAUAUUCAGUCCUAAUUAUUGUACUUCUUUCUUUGUAUAAAAGUAAUCUUUUACUAUCCAGAUGAGCAGUUGUUAAAAUGCCUGGUUUCUGGGUAAUAGACUUCAUAUUAGUAAUAACUGGAAAGAACUUGAAGAUUGGUAUUAGAAAUAUUCCUACAGCAUAUAGGAAGUAUGAAGAGAAGCAGAACUUGGUAUCCAGAACUCUCUCUGUAUUGAAAUCGAAGUCACACAUUUUCUAUUGUACCCUGGCAAAUACUCCUGCAGGCCAGGAAGCACAAUGGCAGUAAGAUGAACACAAAUGAAUGAAUGUAUUUCAUCACCAUCGCCGUUCAUUUUUUAAAAUGGCAAAUGGGCUUGUGCAUUAAUGUUGCCAUGUUAGGGUACCUUUAGUGGUGAUAUUUUAUGUCUGUGAAAAAGAUGUAUUGUGCUUUGAGACUUAAAAUCCAUAAAACAUUACUUUUGGUAAUUUG
Messenger RNA from Echinops telfairi (small Madagascar hedgehog), 2607 nucleotides. RefSeq names its product cysteine rich secretory protein LCCL domain containing 1 (gene CRISPLD1). The record is from RefSeq and is a predicted model, not a curated record. NCBI's taxonomy places the organism in Eukaryota, Metazoa, Chordata, Mammalia, Afrosoricida, Tenrecidae. The transcript is spliced from 15 exons. Gene Ontology annotation, cellular component: extracellular region. Bases 131 to 1633 code for a protein of 500 amino acids.